Molecule: messenger RNA, 3513 nt
Organism: Eptesicus fuscus (big brown bat)
Lineage: Eukaryota; Metazoa; Chordata; Mammalia; Chiroptera; Vespertilionidae
Gene: XPO4
Product: exportin 4
Exons: 23
Coding region: 9-3488 (1159 amino acids)
Biological process (GO): protein export from nucleus
Cellular component (GO): nuclear pore; cytoplasm
Molecular function (GO): nuclear export signal receptor activity
Source: RefSeq, a predicted model, not a curated record
GAGAGACCAUGAUGGCGGCGGCACUUGGGCCCCCAGAAGUGAUCGCCCAGCUGGAGAACGCGGCCAAAGUUCUCAUGGCACCUCCUUCCAUGGUCAACAAUGAACAACGCCAGCAUGCAGAGCACAUAUUCUUAUCAUUUAGGAAAUCGAAGUCACCAUUUGCAGUUUGCAAGCAUAUUUUGGAAACAAGCAAGGUGGACUAUGUCCUCUUUCAAGCUGCCACGGCCAUCAUGGAGGCGGUGGUCCGAGAGUGGAUUCUCUUGGAAAAGGGCAGCAUCGAGUCACUGCGAACAUUCCUUUUAACCUACGUCUUACAGCGGCCCAACCUCCAAAAGUAUGUUCGGGAACAGAUUCUCUUAGCAGUAGCAGUAAUUGUAAAACGAGGCUCACUAGAUAAGUCAAUUGACUGCAAGAGCAUUUUUCAUGAAGUCAGCCAGUUGAUCAGUAGUGGCAAUCCCACUGUGCAAACUCUGGCCUGUUCUAUUCUGACUGCACUAUUGAGUGAAUUCUCAAGUUCAAGUAAAACUAGCAACAUUGGACUGAGUAUGGAAUUUCAUGGUAACUGCAAAAGAGUUUUUCAGGAAGAAGACCUUCGACAGAUCUUCGUGUUAACCGUGGAAGUUUUGCAGGAGUUCAGCAGGCGGGAAAACCUCAGUGCUCAGAUGUCCUCAGUGUUUCAGCGCUACCUCUCACUCGCCAAUCAGGUCUUGAGCUGGAACUUUCUUCCUCCAAAUUUGGGCAGACAUUAUAUAGCCAUGUUUGAAUCCUCACAAAAUGUGCUGUUAAAGCCAACGGAGUCCUGGCGGGAGACCCUUCUGGACAGCAGAGUCAUGGAGCUUUUCUUUACAGUACAUCGAAAAAUCAGAGAAGAUUCGGAUAUGGCACAAGAUUCUCUGCAGUGCCUCGCCCAGUUAGCUUCUUUGCAUGGACCUGUCUUCCCCGAUGAAGGAGCACAGGUUGACUACCUAGCACACUUCAUUGAGGGUUUACUGAGUACUAUCAAUGGUAACAUUUGUUACCUGGUUUGUAGAAUUGAAAUAGAAGAUUCUGAAGCUGUGGGGAUCUCCAGCAUUAUCAGCAACCUGAUAACUGUGUUCCCUCGAAACGUCUUAACUGCCAUUCCAAGUGAGCUUUUCUCGUCCUUUGUGAACUGCCUCACACACCUCACUUGUUCUUUUGGGCGUAGUGCUGCUUUGGAAGAAGUGCUUGAUAAAGAUGACAUGGUCUACAUGGAAGCAUAUGACAAGUUGCUGGAGUCCUGGCUGACAUUGGUCCAAGAUGACAAACAUUUCCAUAAAGGCUUUUUUACCCAGCAUGCAGUUCAAGUCUUCAAUUCCUAUAUUCAGUGCCACCUGGCUGCUCCAGAUGGCACAAGGAAUUUGACUGCCAAUGGUGUGGCCUCUCGUGAGGAAGAGGAAAUAAGUGAACUUCAAGAGGAUGACCGAGACCAGUUUUCAGAUCAACUAGCAAGUGUAGGAAUGCUAGGAAGAGUUGCCGCAGAGCACUGUAUCCCUCUUCUGACAAGUUUAUUAGAAGAAAGAGUGACAAGGCUCCACGGUCAGUUACAGCGACAUCAGCAGCAGUUACUUGCUUCACCCGGUUCCAGCACCAUUGACAGCAAAAUACUUGAUGAGCUCUAUGAAGAUAUUCACUGGCUCAUUUUAGUUACAGGCUACCUCUUAGCUGAUGAUACUCAGGGAGAGACUCCGCUAAUACCUCCAGAAAUAAUGGAAUAUUCCAUUAAGCAUUCAUCUGAAGUUGACAUUAAUACAACACUUCAAAUUUUGGGAUCUCCAGGAGAAAAGGCUUCUUCCAUCCCAGGGUACAACAGAACAGAUUCUGUGAUUAGGCUGUUAUCUGCCGUUCUCAGAGUUUCGGAAGUUGAGUCUCGAGCAAUAAGAGCAGAUCUCACUGAUCUGCUAAGCCCUCAAAUGGGCAAAGAUAUUGUUUGGUUUCUAAAACGCUGGGCAAAGACUUAUCUCCUGGUGGAUGAGAAGCUAUAUGAUCAGAUAAGUCUACCAUUCAGUACAGCAUUUGGAGCAGAUACUGAGGGUUCUCAGUGGAUUAUUGGCUACCUCUUACAGAAAGUCAUCAGCAACCUCUCGGUGUGGAGCAGUGAGCAGGACCUUGCUAGUGACACUGUGCAGCUCCUUGUCACUUUGGUGGAAAGGAGAGAAAGGGCAAACCUAGUAAUCCAGUGUGAAAACUGGUGGAAUUUAGCUAAACAGUUUGCGACCCGAAGCCCCCCUCUGAAUUUUCUGUCCAGUCCGGUGCAGAGGACGCUGAUGAAGGCCCUUGUCCUGGGAGGCUUUGCACAGAUGGACACAGAAACCAAACAACAGUAUUGGACUGAGGUUCUUCAGCCAUUGCAGCAGCGAUUCUUAAGGGUGAUAAAUCAGGAAAACUUUCAGCAGAUGUGCCAGCAAGAGGAGGUCAAGCAGGAAAUCACUGCCACGCUAGAGGCCCUAUGUGGCAUUGCCGAGGCUACCCAGAUUGACAACGUGGCAAUUCUUUUUAAUUUCUUAAUGGACUUCCUUACCAAUUGCAUUGGAUUGAUGGAAGUUUACAAAAAUACCCCAGAGACUGUCAAUCUCAUAAUAGAAGUUUUUGUUGAAGUUGCACAUAAACAGAUAUGCUAUCUUGGAGAGUCCAAAGCGAUGAACUUAUAUGAAGCCUGCCUCACUUUGUUGCAAGUAUAUUCUAAGAAUAAUUUGGGGCGGCAGAGAGUGGAUGUCACAGCCGAGGAGGAGCAAUACCAGGACCUACUUCUUAUUAUGGAACUUCUUACAAACCUUCUGUCAAAAGAGUUCAUAGACUUCAGUGAUACAGAUGAAGUGUUUAGGGGACAUGAGCCGGGGCAAGCAGCAAGCAGGUCUGUGUCAGCCGCGGAUGUUGUUUUGUAUGGAGUCAACCUAAUUCUGCCCUUGAUGUCACAAGAUCUUUUGAAGUUUCCAACACUUUGUAAUCAAUACUACAAAUUAAUUACAUUUAUUUGUGAGAUUUUUCCUGAAAAAAUACCACAGCUUCCUGAAGACCUUUUUAAAAGUCUGAUGUGCUCUCUAGAACUGGGAAUGACUUCAAUGAGCUCGGAGGUUUGCCAGCUGUGCCUGGAGGCCCUGACACCAUUGGCUGAACAGUGUGCAAAAGCUCAAGAUACAGACUCACCACUGUUUCUAGCGACACGGCACUUUUUGAAGCUGGUUUUUGAUAUGCUGGUUCUGCAGAAGCACAACACUGAGAUGACGACAGCAGCCGGUGAGGCGUUCUACACGUUGGUGUGCCUGCACCAGGCCGAAUACUCGGAAUUGGUUGAAACGUUACUGUCAAGUCAACAAGACCCAGUUAUUUACCAGAGAUUAGCAGAUGCCUUCAACAAGCUCACUGCAAGCAGCACCCCUCCUACGCUGGAUCGGAAACAGAAGAUGGCUUUUCUAAAGAGUUUGGAAGAAUUUAUGGCAAAUGUUGGUGGUCUCCUUUGUGUAAAAUAAAGAACAAAACUCUAUGCUUAAUUUA